Pezoporus occidentalis (night parrot) is the source of this 5146-nucleotide messenger RNA. It is a transcript of the gene ST8SIA1, whose product is annotated as ST8 alpha-N-acetyl-neuraminide alpha-2,8-sialyltransferase 1. The transcript has 5 exons. Bases 119 to 1201 code for a protein of 360 amino acids. Gene Ontology annotation, molecular function: alpha-N-acetylneuraminate alpha-2,8-sialyltransferase activity. Gene Ontology annotation, biological process: oligosaccharide metabolic process; N-glycan processing. The record is from RefSeq and is a predicted model, not a curated record. NCBI's taxonomy places the organism in Eukaryota, Metazoa, Chordata, Aves, Psittaciformes, Psittacidae.
CGGCUGGGCGGCUAUGUCCGCGGGCGGCAAGCGGAGGGAAGCCCGCGGGGCUUAGGGCGCGGGCGACGGCGGGGCUGAGCCUGGCCGGGUCCCCCCAGCCCCGCAUGGCGCGGGCCUGAUGCCGGAGCGCGGCCCGGCGCCGCGGCGGCGCUGCGGGAGGAGGAUGGCGGUGCUGGCGUGGAAGUGGCCACGCACCCGCCUGCCCGUAGGGGCCAGCGCCCUGGGCGUCUUCGUGCUUUGCUGGCUCUACAUCUUCCCCGUCUACCGGCUGCCCGACGAGAAGGAGAUCGUGCAGGGGGUGCUGCUGCAGCAGGGCAAGGCGUGGAAGAGGAAUCACACUGCGGUCGCCCUGUUCAGGAAACUGCUGGAAGAAUGCUGUGACCCUGCACAACUCUUUGCUAUGACAAAGCUGAACUCCCCAAUGGGAAAGAACCUCUGGUUUGACGGGGAAUUUUUAUAUUCCGUGACUAUCGACAAUGUGACUUACUCCCUCUUCCCACAGGCUACUCCCUUCCAGCUGCCACUGAAGAAAUGCUCUGUGGUGGGAAAUGGUGGGAUCCUGAAAAAGAGCGGCUGCGGAAAACAAAUAGAUCAAGCAGAUUUUGUGAUGCGGUGUAACCUUCCUCCUCUAUCCAGUGAAUACAGCAAGGACGUUGGAUCGAAAACACAGCUGGUGACUGCAAAUCCCAGUAUAAUUCAGAAAAGGUUUCAGAAUCUGCUGUGGUCUCGAAAGGCAUUUGUGGAUAGUGUGAAGGUGUAUAAUCACAGCUACAUCUACAUGCCAGCCUUCUCAAUGAAGACGGGGACGGGACCCUCCCUACGUGUCUAUUACACCCUGAAAGACUUUGGUGCCAAGCAGGCGGUCCUUUUUGCCAACCCCAAUUUCCUGCGGGACAUUGGCAAGUUCUGGAAGAGCAAAGGUAUCCAUGCCAAACGGCUUUCCACGGGACUUUUCCUAGUCAGUGCUGCCCUUGGUCUGUGUGAAGAAGUAACAAUUUAUGGCUUCUGGCCAUUCUCGGUGGACCUGCAUGGGAAGUUUAUUAGCCAUCAUUACUAUGACAAUGUCCUGCCUGAUUCUGGAUUCCAUGCCAUGCCAGAGGAAUUUCUACAGCUCUGGUUUCUUCAUAAAAGUGGUGUACUGAGAAUGCAGCUAGAACCGUGUGAGGACCCUUUAUUCCAGUCUUCUGCCCGAGGAUUGUAGGAGUGUGUUUGGGAGAUCCAAUAGCUUUUAAUUUCAACUCUCUACAGCAGAGUGUUCUGUUUUCUGUUGUUUCUUUCUAAAGGGAAAAUAAUUGUGCAUUUGCAUGGACCAUAAAAAUGUUACUUGAAGGCCAAAUGGAAUAUGUCCUUAAUGUAUAGUGCUUUAUGGAACUGGGGUGGGGGGAAGAGGAUCUCUCCACUGAGUCCAAUCAGCAGCAUUGUGAAAAUAAUGUCAGAAGCAGCACAGCUGAACUUUCUGGGGGAUGUUUUUAAAUGACCGAUUUAAAAAGGGCAUUAAGGCUCAGAGAGACACAGGGCCACCCACAAGCUUUUACUGGCAGUGCCAAAUAUGACUGUCUGUUCAAAAAUCUGUUUCAUUCCAGAUUGGCACCUCAUACAGCUUUCCUUUUUCCUUUUUUUUCUCUUUCCCCCUGUUUGGGUAUGUUUGUGUGUAGGAGAGCAUGUGUGUGUUGUUGACUUUGUUUGAUUCUGUCCUUUUCUAUUCCCCCCCACCUCCUUUCCUUUCCCCUCCAGUGGAAGAAAAAGGAAAGGCUUAAAAGACCCAGGAGCCAAGUACCAUCAGCUCCUUUGAAGACUCCUGGGAGAGUUAAAGGUGCUAAGAAUCUGGUUAGAAGAAUGUCCUAGGAAUGCCCUGCUACUGAGUAUGGAUAGACCUACCUAUUGUAGUUUUUAUCAGGGUAGUUUAGGUCAUUGCACUUAUGAUAAUGCUAUAUUGUGGGCAAGCGCUAGUUAAGGCAAAUGGGUCUGAAAAUGAAAAGUGUGUUACAAAACCAGUAGUGAAGUGCAGCCUGGUUUCAGUUGACCUGCUGCAAGAUUUCAAAGAUUUCCGCAGUGACUUUUGUAGUACGGGUGGUUCCUGACUUGUUUUGCUGUACAGCCUUAGGAAUUAAUUCUGUAUUCAUUUGGACUUCAGAUGUUCAUUGACUGUCAAGGGUAUUUGAGGUGUUCAGUAGAAUGCAGAAUGAGGUUCUUCACUUGCUUAUAUGCAGAAAAACUGCAGAAAUGAAUGUGUCAUUUUAAAUGAGUUGAAGCUUUGAAAACCCUUUCUCUUUGUGUGACUAGCUCUUCUGCUUGGAUUGUAACGUUAGCCUUAAAGACUUGUACUUUUCUCGCAAGACUGUCUCUGGUUAAAGGUAGUCUGAGAAAUGAAACAGCCUUUGGGAGCACUGAAAAGCUGCAUAGCCAGCAAUUGAAAAGGGAAACGGUAGCCCCUUACAUAAGGCAGCCUCUCUCCUCACAGCAGGUGAAUUAUAUCACUGUGCGCAUUGCAUACAUGCUGCUCCAGCUAGCGCAGUGCCUGAAGGACUGUUUUAUUCUGGGUUAUUACUUGGGCAGCAGAUGGUCCUAUCGCCAUGUAAGUGAGAAAUCUUUUUGUUUAUUUGCUUUGGUUUAGCACUGUAGGACAAGAAGAGGAUCCCAGCUCUCUCCACAGUGCAAUUUCAGCUGCACAAUGUUAUCACCAUUAAUUUUAAAAAUCCAGAUCAAUGUUCUCUUUCUUAUCCUUCCAUCAUUAGUAGCUGAAAUUCUAGUCGGUGUUGAAACAACAAAACUGUCAUCAGGUUUCCACAACAACUUCCUGGGCUGUUUUAGCUCCAAAGUGCUAGUAUUUUGGGCUAUGUGUCCUAUCAUACGUUGACAACUCUUUGUAGACUACCAGCUGCAAGUUAUAUAGAUAUAAUUAAAAAAAGAAAGAAGAAAGGCAAAAUCCAUAGCUCUUCUUUGAAUAUGAAUAAUUCAACUAUCUAUCUAGGACACUGGGGGAAAAAAUAUAAUGUUUUGCUUUUUAAACCUAUUUUUCUUAAUAAAAAUCUUCUUACUAAAUAUGAAUAUUCCAAGCAUGAAAUGGGCACUGUUCCACAGGCUUAUAGGGCUAAGCUGUAACAUGGAGAUUUGGACUAAAUAGCAUUCUAGAUAUUGUUCUCAUAAAAUCCAAAUGUGCUUCUAUAACCUAUUUAUCUUUGAUAUUUUAUUUAAAAGUACAGUCAACAUGCUGAUGGAAUGUCACUUGUUAAUUUGUUCUCUUUAUUAUGUUUGUUUUAUCUAUUUUGUGAGUCCUAGAUGAGGAAGGAUUUGAAAGUAAAAUAUUUUCUGUGCUGCUUGCCAUGGCAGAAUUUUACUGAGCUGCCUUUCUUAGAGAAGAGGAGGUGCCUGUAUGGUUUUUAUCUUAUGCAUCAAGUUUUGUACUUUUUAGUGCUUUAGAAGUUAUAUUAUCUGUGAGAACAACAGUUGAAAUAUGAUGUCCUAAAACAUCACUUCAGCAGGAUGCCAGCAUUUCCUUGGGGUGGGAGGGAAUGAGGAGAGUAAGGGGGAACUGCCUCUUUGCUGGUCAUUUUUUUUCUAUUUUUACCAAUACUUGGCUUUUUUUGACAUGUCUUGGGAAAUAAUUGGAUCAGAAGAACAAGAGAAAAACAUGUAUUUUUGUAGGAAAACUCUGUGCAGUGUUUCAUAGCGUCUGGCUUGUUCAGCUAGUGCCCUGGGUAUUUGAAGAUGUAUUCCCCACCUCUGUUAGACUGAGGCAGACUGAAUCUGUAGCCUGGGGUCUUUGUCCAUGCUGAUAUCUGCAGUACUGACGUCUGCAAGGAGAUAGCAUUCAAAAAAAUUAUGGAGGCAGGAGUGACCCAGGAUAUGCGAUGUGUGACUGAUGUUGGAGAAAUUAAUAAUCCUGGUUCAGUUCACAUUUAUGCAUAGUGAAUAUUACUGCAUCUUACAAAGACAGCCACAUUUAAUGGGGAAGUAAAAGCUUCAAGGAUAGAUAAUUUUCUAGAGCUUCCAGAAAGCUGGCAGCCAAGGAAAAAGUAGAAACAAAAAUAAAGGCCUCGAGCAAAAUCUGGUUUAGCUGGCUGACUUGUCAGUCACUUCAAACAGUAGCCAGCCAUUAGCCUUUUGCCUAUCCAGUACAAAGGGAUGUAGGAGAGAGCAAUGUAAGUGCUUUGUGGCAAGAGCAGUCACCAAAAAAAAUGGCAAAACAGCUGGGAACAUGAGAGUGGCAGCUGCCUGACAGAAGUGUUGUAGUAAAUAUGCUGUGUCUGUGCUGCUGCUCAGCAUGUGGCUUGCCUUGUCUAAAUCUAGGGUGUCCAUGUCAAGGAUCAUAGAUGUGAAAUAAUGAAUUGCAUGCAAGGGUCUGAAGUUGUAUUCUUCUUCAGGAGGGAAGUCACACCAGGGAAUAGGAUCUUACUUCUUCUUAAAAACAGGCACAUGCAAAUCUAGGAGGCUAAAUCUUAAGUGUUAACCAUGAGAAAUCAGCAUCUUGCAGUCAUGGCAAACUUUGUUCAGAAUGAUUAUAUCUAUCCAGCAUUUACGUACUGAUUGAUUCCAGUCCAUUAAUUGCAGUGACCUUAGUCAAAUUUCAUUGCUCAUGUUGGUAUAUUUUCCUUUCAGUGAAUUGAAACCAUAAUGUUUAUUUUGUUAGUGAAAUUCUAGACACUAGAGCAAGUGUCUCUUUCCAGUGUCAGUCCCCGAAUUUGUCUGAUAGUAUGGCUAUAGCUGCACAAGUCUUUGCCAGUUUGAAAGCUACGGUAAUUAAUCUUCAAUAAAAACUAGUUGAAACAGGCUAAAUUAUUUCUUAAUGUUUCUAGUUAUCAGUUUUGUCACAGAGAUGGCAAGAUACAGAAGUUACAGAAGCACUGGAAUCAUUGCUCUGCAUAGGAAGAAAGAUAUGCCCCACGUUUGUAAGUAGAAGAGCUGUGCAUGGAAGAUAUUCUAUACUAAAAUUGCUCUAGAUAUCCUAUUUUUGGGGGUGCAUAUGCUUUUGACUAAAUCAAGACCAAUUUUUGAACUUGCACCAAAACUAUGUAAAACUUCUUCUUCCUGUUGAUUAUGAAGUCUUUGAAGUGCCUUCUAAAGCAGACAAGCAAAACAGAAGCCACCAAACUAGAAUCAUGGAGGAGUGUGCAUGCUCAUGAGAAUAAAAGCAUUUAUAAUUUUG